Messenger RNA from Procambarus clarkii (red swamp crayfish), 597 nucleotides. The record is from RefSeq and is a predicted model, not a curated record. NCBI's taxonomy places the organism in Eukaryota, Metazoa, Arthropoda, Malacostraca, Decapoda, Cambaridae.
AUGGACGUUGAUAUCAUUAUGAACGAUGAUAUCAAGGACGUUGAUAUCAUCAUGGAUGUUGAUAUCAUUAUGGACGUUGAUAUCAUCAUGGAUUUUGAUGUCACCGAGGGCGUUGAUAUCAUCAUGAACGUUGAUAUCAUCAUGGAUUUUGAUGUCACCGAGGGCGUUGAUAUCAUCGAGGAAGUUGAUAUCAUCGAGGACGUUGAUAUUAUCAUGGCCGUUGAUAUCAUCAUGGACGUUGAUAUCAUUAUGGACGUUGAUAUCAUCACGGAUUUUGAUGUCACAGAGGGCGUUGAUAUCAUCAUGAACGUGGAUAUCAUUAUGGACGAUGAUAUCAAGGACGUUGAUAUCAUCAUGGACGUUGAUAUCAUCAUGGACGUUGAUAUCUUCAUGGAUUUUGAUGUCACCGAGGGCGUUAAUAUCAUCGAAGACGUUGAUAUCAUCAUGUAUUUUGAUGUUACUGAGGACGUUGAUAUCUUCAUGGAUUUUGAUGUCACCGAGGGCGUUGAUAUCAUCGAGGACGUUGAUAUAAUCGAGAACGAUGAUACCAUUAUGGACAUGCUCAAUAACGCCCUUCUGAGACAGGAAUCUCGCUAA